CUUAUUUUCCUCUUUUCCUAAAUCAGGUUUGUCAAAAAAAAAUAAAAAAAAAUGGGUUCAGUUUCUCUCUGAAGAAACCAAACGACCCAAAACAAGAUAAUUCCAUAAUUGUAAUGGCUUCAAGUCCACCCAAGAAGACCUUAAAUUCACAAUCUUCUUCCUUAAGCCGGCCUCCACAAGCUGUCAAGUUUGGUCGCCGGACGUCCAGUGGUCGCAUUGUUAGCCUCUCCCGUGACGAUGACAUGGACGUCUCUGGUGAUUACUCCGGCCAAAAUGAUUACAUCAACUACACCGUCCUCAUGCCUCCAACACCUGACAACCAACCUGCUGGCUCCUCUGGCUCCACCUCGGAGUCUAAAGGUGAUGCUAACCGAGGUGGAGGAGGAGGAGACGGGCCCAAGAUGGGGAAUAAGCUGGAGAGGAGAUUGUCUGUCAUGAAAUCAAAUAACAAAUCAAUGUUGUUGAGGAGCCAGACGGGAGAUUUUGAUCAUAACAGGUGGUUGUUUGAAUCUAAAGGAAAAUACGGUAUUGGAAACGCGUUUUGGUCAGAAGAGGAUGAUACCUAUGAUGGUGGCGUUAGCAAGUCCGAUUUCUUAGACAAGCCAUGGAAACCUCUCACGAGGAAAGUUCAGAUCCCGGCCAAAAUUCUUAGUCCCUACAGGUUAUUAAUCGUGAUUCGUCUUGUGAUAGUCUUCUUCUUCCUUUGGUGGCGUAUUACGAACCCUAAUGAGGAUGCAAUGUGGUUAUGGGGACUAUCGAUAGUCUGCGAGAUUUGGUUCGCUUUCUCUUGGAUUCUUGACAUUCUUCCGAAGCUAAACCCUAUAAAUAGAGCUACUGACCUUGCUGCCUUGCAUGACAAGUUUGAGCAGCCCUCUCCGUCAAAUCCCACUGGUCGCUCUGAUCUUCCCGGUGUUGAUGUGUUCGUUUCCACGGCUGACCCUGAGAAGGAACCGCCUUUAGUCACUGCAAACACCCUUCUCUCGAUCCUUGCUGUGGAUUAUCCAAUUGAGAAGCUUUCUGCUUACAUUUCUGACGAUGGUGGUGCAAUUCUCACCUUUGAAGCUAUGGCUGAAGCUGUUCGUUUUGCUGAGUAUUGGGUGCCAUUUUGCAGAAAACAUGAUAUAGAGCCACGGAACCCGGAUAGUUACUUUAGCAUUAAAAAGGACCCAACAAAAAACAAGAAAAGGCAAGAUUUCGUCAAAGAUCGUCGUUGGAUCAAGCGUGAGUAUGACGAAUUCAAGGUCAGGAUCAAUGGUCUUCCAGAACAAAUCAAGAAAAGAGCUGAACAGUUCAACAUGAGAGAAGAGCUCAAGGAGAAGCGAAUUGCCCGAGAGAAAAAUGGGGGUGUAUUGCCGCCAGAUGGGGUUGAGGUGGUAAAAGCAACGUGGAUGGCUGAUGGUACGCAUUGGCCAGGGACAUGGUUUGAACCUAAACCUGAUCAUUCAAAAGGAGAUCACGCCGGAAUUCUACAGAUCAUGAGCAAAGUGCCUGAUCUUGAACCGGUGAUGGGCGGACCGAAUGAAGGCGCGCUAGAUUUCACAGGGAUUGAUAUUCGUGUACCUAUGUUUGCUUAUGUCUCGCGUGAGAAACGUCCAGGUUUUGACCACAACAAGAAAGCCGGCGCUAUGAAUGGUAUGGUUAGAGCUUCAGCCAUAUUAUCCAAUGGCGCGUUUAUCCUCAAUCUGGACUGUGAUCACUACAUCUACAACUCCAAAGCUAUCAAAGAAGGAAUGUGUUUCAUGAUGGACCGAGGUGGUGACAGGAUCUGUUAUAUUCAGUUUCCACAACGGUUCGAAGGAAUCGACCCAUCAGAUCGAUAUGCAAAUCACAAUACUGUCUUCUUCGAUGGUAACAUGAGAGCAUUAGAUGGGUUACAAGGUCCUGUCUAUGUUGGAACAGGGUGUAUGUUCCGAAGGUAUGCUCUCUAUGGAUUCAACCCACCUCGAGCCAAUGAGUACUCAGGCGUGUUUGGUCAGGAAAAGGCUCCAGCUAUGCAUGUCCGGACUCAGUCCCAAGCAUCCCAAACGUCCCAAGCGUCUGAUUUAGAGUCUGAUACACAGCCUCUUAAUGAUGAUCCAGAUCUUGGUCUGCCCAAAAAGUUUGGUAAUUCGACCAUGUUCACAGACACUAUUCCAGUUGCAGAGUACCAAGGACGGCCUCUAGCAGAUCACAUGUCGGUUAAAAACGGAAGACCACCUGGUGCUUUGCUCCUGCCACGACCUCCCCUUGAUGCUCCAACAGUGGCUGAAGCCAUCGCUGUCAUUUCUUGCUGGUAUGAAGACAAUACUGAAUGGGGAGAUAGAAUCGGAUGGAUUUACGGGUCGGUCACGGAAGACGUGGUGACAGGUUAUCGUAUGCAUAACCGUGGUUGGCGGUCCGUUUACUGCAUCACAAAACGUGAUGCUUUCCGUGGCACAGCUCCAAUCAAUCUCACUGACCGUCUCCAUCAAGUUCUCCGUUGGGCCACAGGCUCUGUAGAAAUCUUUUUCUCCAAGAACAAUGCCAUGUUCGCCACCAGAAGGCUCAAGUUUCUCCAGCGAGUCGCCUACCUCAAUGUCGGGAUCUACCCUUUCACUUCCAUCUUCUUGGUCGUCUAUUGCUUCCUCCCUGCUCUCUGUCUCUUCAGCGGAAAAUUCAUCGUCCAGAGCCUCGAUAUCCACUUCCUCUCCUACCUUCUCUGCAUCACCGUAACCCUAACCCUAAUCUCACUCCUCGAGGUCAAAUGGUCGGGAAUCGGACUGGAAGAAUGGUGGAGAAAUGAACAGUUUUGGUUAAUCGGAGGCACAAGCGCUCAUCUUGCAGCAGUCGUUCAAGGUUUGCUCAAAGUUAUAGCCGGAAUCGAAAUCUCCUUCACCCUGACAUCGAAAGCCUCAGGAGAAGACGAAGACGACAUCUUUGCGGAUCUUUACAUUGUGAAAUGGACAGGCUUAUUCAUCAUGCCGCUUACAAUCAUCAUAGUCAACCUUGUUGCGAUAGUGAUUGGAGCUUCGAGAACAAUAUACAGUGUGAUUCCGCAAUGGGGCAAGUUAAUGGGAGGAAUAUUCUUUAGUUUAUGGGUCUUGACUCAUAUGUAUCCGUUUGCUAAAGGAUUGAUGGGUCGAAGAGGAAAGGUUCCAACGAUUGUUUAUGUUUGGUCCGGGCUUGUGUCGAUUACCGUCUCGCUGCUUUGGAUCACCAUUAGUCCUCCAGAUGAUGUUUCAGGCAGUGGAGGAAUCUCAGUGUAAAUUUGGAUCAGAAUGUAAAAACUGAGGAUUUUUAACUCUAUUUUUUUUUGUUUGUAAAAGUAAUUUUGGUUUAUGUAAAUUUAUGUUGAAACAGACCAAUUCUUGCUGUACUUCGUGUUAGCUUUUGAUACACACCGUUGUUACAUGGAACAGAAACAAACAGUUUUUUUUCAUU
This is a messenger RNA of Arabidopsis thaliana (thale cress), 3399 nucleotides long. RefSeq names its product cellulose synthase-like D1 (gene CSLD1). Gene Ontology annotation, cellular component: Golgi membrane; membrane. Gene Ontology annotation, molecular function: cellulose synthase (UDP-forming) activity. Lineage: Eukaryota; Viridiplantae; Streptophyta; Magnoliopsida; Brassicales; Brassicaceae. The record is from RefSeq and is marked reviewed. Gene Ontology annotation, biological process: cellulose biosynthetic process. Bases 114 to 3224 code for a protein of 1036 amino acids. The transcript is spliced from 6 exons.